GCCAUUUUUGUAAAACACAAACAACAAGACGACCGAGCGAGAUUGAGAAACUCAUAGCGGCCCUUGUAGAUACAAGAAAAAAAUUAAAUAUACAAUUCAGCUUCGAAACUCAUACAAGAUAAGUGUUCAAAACUAGAGACAUACAAGUUCAAAUCAUUGGUUACUGCGGAGCACAUGUUUGCAAAAGGAGUGAAUUCUUUCAAGAAGAUCCAACUCUGGAGAAAACAGUGGCUGGCUAGUUUAGCCUAGCCUGGCCAGCAAGCUCGCUUUGGCACAUUUCGCAGAGGUGUGAGGAGUUGGGAGCUGAAGGCUUGCCUGUGUAAAAACAAUCUCAAAUUCAGAACAAAAAAAUAUUAAGAAUUUAGAGAAAAGAUUUAUUCAGCAAUAGGUACGGCAUUACAAACUGUGCCGAAAAUUUUGUCUAACAGCAAUUGCUGCUAUUAAUGCUGCCACCAGUUCUUAAUUAAACUGUGUAUUUUCUCUCUAAGAUGUUUUCAGAUUGAUUCUUUUUAUUAAAGAUCUGAAGUUAUUGGCACAUUAGAGUGGUGUGCCAUCUUUUGGAGCUCUUAUUUCUGGCUUGAAAUUUAUCAGCCUUUAUCUCCCUGAAACUGGCAGCUAUUGUAUAACUCGUAAAGAGUUUAGGAUUAACAAGUCCACCUCAGCACACAGAACCACCAUACAGGUUCUGACAGAAUCACCUCAUUCCUGUCCCCCGUUCAUCCUGGUCCUUAAAGUCAUAUUCUUUAGACGAGAAAUCUUGAGCCUUCUGUACACAGAAUAUGACUGCUGAGACGCUUAACUUCGGUCCAGAAUGGCUCCGUGCACUAUCCAGAGGGGGGAGUGUAACGUCCCCUCCACCUUCCCCUGCAAUGCCAAAGUCCAAGUUGGCCGACUACCGCUAUGGCCGCGAGGAGAUGUUAGCACUUUAUGUCAAAGAUAACAAGAUCCCUGAGGACAUGCAGGAAAAGGAGUUUGCUGCUAUCCUGCAGGAAGAGCCUCAGCAGCCGUUGGCCUUGGUGCCUCUAACGGAAGAGGAGCAGAGAAACUUCUCCAUGUCUGUGAACAGCGUCGCUGUGCUGAGGCUUAUGGGAAAAGGAGGUGGGGCUGUACCAACAAGUGUAGUUAGAGGGCGUGGAAGCACUCGAGGAGGCCGAGGGAGAGGCAGAGGAGAGGGUGGAUUCUACCAAAGAAGUGUGGAUGAAGAGGUCGGGUUUGGCCAUGGAAGAGAGAUGCACCGCAGCCAGAGCUGGGAUGACAGAGGUGAGCGGCGCUUCGAGAAGCCUUUAAGGUGUGACAGUGGCCGUGGUGGGUUUGAGGAGGGCGGGACAGUAGGAAGAAAAGACUACGCCCGCUCGGACAGCGAUAACUGGCGAACACUCAGAGAGGAGCAGGAGGACGAUGAUGGGACGGAGCCUGGGGGAAGCUGGAGGAUUGCAGGCGGACGGCGUGACGAUGGGGGCCCUCGUUCAGCAGGUUGGCGGGAGCACGGCAGUGGAGAUGGCCGUCGUAGGAAGUUCGACUUUGACUUCCGAGAUGGAGAGAGUGUGCGGAGAAGGGCCGGAAGUGAGGGUGGAGAGGAAGAUAGAGAUGGCUUACCUGAGUGGUGUACAGAUGAAGAAGAGGGGGAGAUGGGAACAUUUGACUCCUCUGGAGCCUUUAUGUGCAUUAAGAAAAACCCCAGAGAUGCAAUCCCUGAAGACCAGGAACUGGAAUUUGAGGCUCUGGAGGAGGAAGAGGAGGGUGGUCAGGAAAAUAAGGACAUUCCUGCUGAUAAACCUGAGGAAAAGCUUGGGGAAGAUUGUGAGGUAGAAUCUGUGUGUGAGGGCGAUGGGAAGUCGUCAUCUCCUCUUGCUGUGUUUGCCUGUAAACACCCUUCAGAGGAAGAGUCUCCCAAACCGAUAGUCAUUCCUCCCUUAAAACCUGCACCACAUCAAGCUGAAGAUGCAGCUGCAGCAGGUGGGUGCACACAGCAAACACGGAACUCCUCCCCUCCUUUGUCCAGAGGUACUGGCCUGCCAACAGUAGGGGGGGACACUGAGGAGGAAGAUGGCAUGAAGCACCUUCAGCAGGAGGCUGAAAAAAUGGUGGCGUCCCUGCAGGAUACGUCUCUCGAGGAGGAAUGUUUUACUCAAGCACUUCAGGAGAGCCACAUUGCAGCGGCACACACUCACACUCUCACACACUCUCAUUCCACCCCACACACACUCCCACACACACUCCCACACUCUGCCAGCGCUCUGCCCCUCUCCCACGAAUCCGCCAUGAAGUGGUUCUACAAAGACCCUCAAGGAGAGAUUCAAGGUCCAUUCACUACUGUGGAAAUGUGUGAGUGGUUUAAGGCGGGUUAUUUUGCCAUGACUCUGCUGGUCAAACGUGGCUGUGAUGAAGGUUUUCAGCCUCUGGGUGAAGUCAUCAAGAUGUGGGGGCGUGUGCCUUUCUCUCCUGGCCCUUCCCCUCCUCCCCUGCUGGUAAGAAAGAAGGGGAACAUGGACCAGGAGCUGUUGAAGAAACAGUUAGAACAGGCUGCCACUGCAGCUCUGUACCAACAACUUCAAAUGAGAUUCCAGCACAUAAACAGGUGUGGGGAGACUGGAGUAAUGCCUGCUAUGAACAGGUCUAUGUCAGUGCCAGACACUGGGCCCAUGUGGGACAUGCCUACCUCAGUCUCUCAGCAGUCAGGCAGUGAGACCAGUCUGUGGGACUUAACCAUGAGUAACUCUGCUCAGGGUCCAACUCUUGAACAUUUACAGAAAAUUCAGCAGGAGAGGCGUGAAGCUGAACUCAGGGUGAAGCGUGAAGAGGAGGAGAGGAAACGAAGGGAGGAGAAGCGUCGGCAGGAGGAACAGAAGAGGAGGGAGGAGGAGGAGCUUUAUAGACGAAAACAGAGCCGUCAGCAGCAGGAGCUGAUCAUGAAGUUUCUUCAGCAGAGCCAGCAGCAGAGUGUGUCAGGGGGCACAGGGUGGAGUGGAAGCCAGGCAGGAUCUCUUUCUCUGGGCAAGGCUGCGGGAAAGAGCAUGGGUCUUCUGGAGCUGGAGGCAGAGAGGCUUCACAAACAGCAGCAGCAGAGAGCUCAGCAGCAAAGACAUGGAGGUUUGACGAUGGGCCAGUGGAGUGACGGCUCAGCAGGUAUGUGGGCAGGAUCUGGCAUGGAAGGGAAAAUUGGAGGCGGCAACCCUGCUAUGGGCAUGUGGGAUGAGGCCAUAAAGAUCCAGGCCAGCCAUCGCAACAUGGGCCUGAAGAACAGCCGAAGCAGUCCCUCUCUCAGUGAUCAGUACAUGCUGAAUCGCCGUAAGCGUACUGACGAUGAGGAGAGACUUCUGAAGCUUCUUCAGGGGAUGAAACCUCAGGACGGUUUCACCACUUGGUGUGAACAGAUGCUCCAUGCGCUCAACACCUCUGCAAAUAGCUCCUCUUCACUAGAUGUGCCCACCAUUGUGGCAUAUUUGAAGGAGGUGGAGUCACCAUACGAAGUUCAUGACUUUAUCCGCAUUUAUCUGGGUGAUACCAUUGAAGCCAAAGAGUUUGCCAAGCAGUUCUUGGAGCGCCGUGCCAAACAAAAAGCAAAUCAUCAGAGACAACAGCAGCAGCAGCUGUCCAAGGAGGUCUCUGGAUUGAACAUGAACUUCCCCCUGCAGUCGAUGUUCCAGGCAGCUCACAUGAGUAAGGGCAGCAGUUUGUACGACACUCAGGGAGGAAAAGCGAAGAAAAAGCCUAGCAUGAUGCUCCACUCUGACCCCAGUAUCCUCGGCUACUCAUUCCUGGGGGGAGGUGAGCUGGAGCAGGUGGAGGAUUACUGACCCAGCCCGUCUACUUGAGUUUACCUGAGGCCUUAAACCUGGAGCAAAUCAGCAGAGGAAUGUGCACUGCUCAGCGAGGGAGGGGUGGGACAACACAUGUCCACGCUCCCUCUCCCCCUUUCUCUCUUUCUCACUCUGCACUGUGAGAGGAGCAGAAGAGAUGGUUAUUGGGAGGUUCAAUGUGAAGAGGAGACCCUCUUCCACCUCCCAUCAGUAAAGCACCUUACCAAAACCGUUGCACUUUAAUAUUUUCAUAUAUGAAAUGGAGUUUUGUCUUUUUUUACAAUGCAAAAAUGUGUGAAUAUUUUGUUGAAUAUAUUAUGUGUAGAAUUUGUAUGAGUAUACAUAGGAGAGGUAGGAACGGAGCAGUUACCGCUGUAUGGAACACCGAGGUUAAGAACAUUCUUAAGGGAGAUUAGAGUUGACUGUCUCUCCUAAAAGACAAACACUGUUGUAUUUUUAUGUUAUGGUAAAGCUAUAAAAAUCUGAAUUUGAAAACUUGAAGAUUUGCACUUGUUUAACAAAAAAGAAAAAGACAAAAAAAAAAUAAAUAAUUAGAAUAGGUUAUGAGGAUUUUUGUGAGCACGUGUCAGCGUAAGACAGAGAUGAAGAAAAGUCUGCACAAAUUUUACUGCUUACUGGCCUGUAAAAAAAAAAAAAAAAACAUGCCAUGUUUUUAUUUUAUAUUCACCACAAUUUUUUUAUUUCAUUGAGCAUGUCUGAUAAAGUUUGCGCGUGUGGGCGUAAAGAAGUUUUUGUAUAUGGGCUCUUAGAGACAAAGAGUAGAGUCAAGCAAUGCAUUUUUACCCUCCAGUGUUUCAAAGCAUGUCUGAAGUGCUGUUUGGCCCAUUUGGCUCUGUUCUAAUCAGGGUCUCAGGGCUUGGGUCUGGUGUUUAAAUGUAGCUACUCCGUUGUCUGUACACAAACAAUACUUGCAUUACAACCCUUCCCCACUUGCUUUGUCCACGAUGUGAACUGUUGCCUUCUGUACAGAAAGCGUGUGUGUGUGUGUGUGUGUAAAUUCUGUUGGCUGGUGUUGAGUCAGCCACCAAGGCGCUGUGAUCUGGUGUGUGUUCAUUGUUACUUUUUUUGUUGCUGUUGAAAAAGGAUGAUUUUUUUUUAUUUUUAUUGGUCUAUACAAAGUAUUUGAACUUUAUGAGUUGGAGCACUUUCUAAGCUGCUACCUUGUAUUUUUAAUUUUCUUUAAUUUCUGAUGUUGUAUUAUGAAUGAAUGUAUUCCAAAACGAACUAUGUGCAUCUGAAAAUAAGGCUUGAGUGUCUCUGAGGAAAAUGGGACACACCUCACCAUUUGGAAUAUGCCUAUUAUCUGUGGUCAGAUUCUGGGAUUCAUGUGGCCUGUACUGAGUCGACGGGCUCCGGUUGCUGGUGCUCUUCCAGAACUCUCACAGCACCCGGAGAUUCAGAAUUUCUGAAAAGACGCAAAGGACUGUCUUUUUUCUGUCAGUGCUCUUGAUACAGGGCAAAUGAGAGCCAAGGAUCUGCUGAGUGUAGCAGUACUUUUUUUUUUUUUUUUUUUUUUUUUUAACAAAAUCGAAUUUCUUUCCAUGAUACGUGAAUUUGGGAUAUGUUUCGCAUCGUAAACUUAUAUUUGCUUGAAUCCUCUGAUUAAAAAAAAAAGACUUUGAGGUCAGAAGGAUCAGAGAUUUCAAUACUUGAUCUAUAGAAAAGAUACAUGCUUUAAGCGUAUUUCAUUCUCUGUUCUGACUGGAUUAUAUUUUUGUACAAAAAAAAAAGAAAAGGAGAGAAGGACUGAAAACAAAGACGUAAGAGUGGACAGUAGCACUAACAUAAAAGCCAUCCUGGAAUCUGGGAAGGAGUGGCAACCAGCUGCGUUUAGUGCUUCACAUAGAGUCGGAUGGAGAAGAUGUGUGUCCAUCACGUCCACAUGCAAACAGAAGGAUAGAGACUUGCUCUUCUUUCAAGCUGCAAUCUCGCUCUUAAUCCUCUGAGAAAAAUCCCCUCUCUGCAACAUUAUCAAAUGAAGGAAAAUCCUACAGCAUUUGAAAAAAGUGGUCAUUUGAAUGUUCGAUUAAAAAAAAAAAAAAACCUUUAUGCCUUUUUAAAAACAAUACUGUGUGAAGAGACCGCAGGUUCUCAAGUCUAUCAAUCAUUUUUUUUUUUUUUUUUUUCAAAACUCUUUCCCUGUUGAGGCUUGAGGAGUUUAUGUGAUGAAGGGGAAGAUGGACUGAAGCAAACUUCUCAAUUCUUCACACUUCACUUGAACUAAAUCUCAAGGACACAGACCAGUUAAUAAAAUGAGAUGGUGAUUAAUACAGCUAUUAAACAAGGGAUGGAGUUCAUGGAUGAAAGUGGAACUUAACAGUUGAACUGCAAGGAAAAAGCUCUUCAAGGCUUUAAUUUACCUAGAUAGCCAUGCUAGGACCAGCACACACCUAAAAUCCUCUGAUGUCAUCGAACUGAACCAAGCAAGAGACAACAACUCUUUCUCUUGGUUUUUCUUUAUUGUCUCUCUCUUUUCCUUUCCUUGAUCCUGGCAUCGGUAGAAUGGGACCCACAGCCUAGGUGUGUGCUUAUGUGUGGAGAGACUAUGUAUGUCUUUAGAAAGACACUCAUACAUGCUUUUGUCUCACUACUGAGUGAGGUGUGGACUGGAUGCCCUGUAAAUAAUGUAAAUGGUUUUUGGUCCCUGUUUGUUCUUGAGUUAUGUCCAUCUUAGGCCAUCAUUUUGGGUUUCACAUGCUUUAAUUGAACAAAAUAGAACUGCCCUGGCCAACAUUAAUGUAACACUCAUUAAAAAAAAAAAAAAAAAGCAGAGGCUGUAUUUACACACCAUUUGUGUAUUCAUCUAAAGGAACCUGAGCCUUGCUGAUUGAUGUUUCACAUACAUUGACUUCACUCAUACCAGACUGUGGGAUAUUUCCACAGUGUUUUCUAUCUAGUAUGUUAAAGUUCAAGUGAAUAACUAUUGUACAGAAAAGGUUGAUGAACAUGCUGAAAUCUUAAAAAGAAAUUGUAAUGUUAAAAAAAAGGAGGGAGCUUGCCUCUAUCAGUUCAGUAACUAUUUUUUUAAUUGUUUUAAAAUGUAAAUGAUUAGGUUGGUACAUACAGAACAUGGGGGUUAGUUUUUUGUUGAGAAGAUCAAAAUAUCUUUAACUGAAAAUAAAAUGUUUAAAUGUUGAA
Messenger RNA from Myxocyprinus asiaticus (Chinese sucker), 6959 nucleotides. RefSeq names its product GRB10-interacting GYF protein 1-like. Gene Ontology annotation, molecular function: protein binding. The transcript has 26 exons. The record is from RefSeq and is a predicted model, not a curated record. Lineage: Eukaryota; Metazoa; Chordata; Actinopteri; Cypriniformes; Catostomidae. Gene Ontology annotation, biological process: insulin-like growth factor receptor signaling pathway. Bases 780 to 3797 code for a protein of 1005 amino acids.